GAUGCCAUGGUCUCUACGACAUCCAACAUAGCGUUCGGCAACGCAUACAAGAGCGUCCAAGCUAACAACAUCAACGGCUCUGUCCACAUUGGACUUGAGAAUACACUCGACCGUCUCCCGCGUGCCGAAGAUGCGCCCUUCAACUCGUACGCUAAGCAGCACGAGCCUACAUGCCUCCCUGACACGCGCGUCGACCUGCUACAAGAGAUAUACAGCUGGGCGGACGGGCAAGACGAGCGGUGCAUCUUCUGGCUGAGCGGCCUGGCAGGCACAGGCAAGUCGACAAUCGCGCGGACGGUGGCACGCAGCUACUACGACAAGCAGCGUCUGGCAGCCAGCUUCUUCUUCUCGCGCGGCGGCGGCGACGUCGGCCACGCAGGCAAGUUCGUGACGAGCCUUGCGGUGCAGCUUGCGCGCAACGUGCCAGCAUUAAAGCGGCGCAUUAGCGACGCAGUUGUAGAGCGCGACGACAUUGCUAGCCAGUCUCUGCGCGACCAGUGGCAUCACCUUGUCCUCGGGCCGUUGUCGAAGCUUGGCGACAGCAGCUAUCCAGCCUCGCUCGUUCUGGUUGUGGACGCGCUUGAUGAGUGCGAUAGCAACGACAAUAUCCGCAUUAUUGUGCAGCUGCUGGCUGAGGUGCGGCCGUCAUUGACAGGCGCCCGACUGCGGGUGUUGCUGACAAGCAGGCCAGAGGUGCCGAUCCGGCACGGGUUUAAGACGAUAGCGGACUCGAAGCACAAGGACGUUAUCCUGCACAACAUCUCGCCGUUAAUCGUUAACCACGACAUAGCCACUUUCCUUAAGCAUCACUUUAAGAUUAUAGCAAGAGAAUGUUACCAGACUGAGGACUGGCCGGGUGUAGAGACUAUUGGACUGUUAGUGCAGAGUGCAAGCGGCUUGUUCAUCUGGGCUGCGACUGCAUGUCGCUUCAUCCAGGAAGGUGGACAAUUCGUUACUGACCGACUGCGUGCUGUUCUUAAGGACGGCUCCUCUAUAGACAGCAGCUCGGCAAAUGACAGCUCAUCUAGCGACUCUGGUAUAGAUGAGCACUUCGAGAUUCUGCCCGAACAGCGAUUAGACAGCAUAUACCUUACAGUGCUUAGGAACCCUGUUCGCAGAUACAGGAAACAGGAAAGGAAGAGAUGGUACACGCUGAUUAGAGAGACACUUGGGGCGAUUGUGCUUCUACAAUCGCCGCUUUCUACUUCUCCCCUAGCUCAGCUACUGCGUGUUCCUAUAGAGGAUGUGCAUCGAACGCUAUAUGAGCUAUACUCGAUUGUAGAUGUCCCACAAGACCCAAACUCGCCAGUGCGAUUGCAUCACCCUUCGUUCCGCGACUUUCUACUCAACAGGAAGAGAUGCAACGACAAUAGCUUCUGGGUAAAGAAGACCGGUAUGCACGAGAAGCUGGCAUCUCGCUGCCUGGAGCUCAUGUCGGCGCCAAGCGGUCUUCGACAAGACAUGUGCAACCUCUUAAACCCUGGAGCUUUACGGGGAGAGAUCGACGAAAAGACAGUUGAUCGCAACCUGCCACCUGAGCUGCAGUACGCGUGCCGCUACUGGGUCGGUCAUCUCGAGUGCAGCGGGCGCAGUGUUGAAGACGGAGACGCCACGCACUGCUUCCUUGAGAAACACCUUCUUCACUGGCUGGAGGCUAUGAGUCUGCUCAACGAAACGAGUCUAUGCGUGCGACUACUAGCCAGGCUACAGGCGCUAGCGACGCCGUCUAAUAGUACCGUUGCGAAGUUUCUCUAUGAUGCCGUCCGAUUUGUGCUGCGAUUUGUACCAAUACUGGCUAAGGCUCCCCUCCAGAUAUAUUCUUCAGCUCUUCUCUUCUCGCCCGAGUCGAGCAUUGUGCGAAAGGUGUUUGUUGAACAGGUACCACAGGCAGUGAGAGUGAUUUCUGGGAGAGACGUAGAGUGGGACGCAUGCCGGAGUGUGUUGGAGGGCCACUCACGAGAGGUCAACGCGGUGGUGUUCUCGCCAGACGGGCAGCUGGUCGCCUCAGCAUCCUACGACAGCACAGUGCGGAUGUGGGAGACAGCGACGGGCACGUGUCGUAGCGUGCUAGAGGGCCAUUCAAACUAUGUCAGGGCGGUGGUGUUCUCGCCAGAUGGGCAGCUAGUCGCCUCAGCAUCCGACGACAGCACAGUGCGGGUGUGGGAGACAGCCACAGGCCACUGUCGCAGCGUGCUAGAGGACCAUUCAGGUCAGGUCGUGGCGGUGGUGCUCUCGUCAGAUGGCCGG
This is a messenger RNA of Bipolaris victoriae FI3, 2247 nucleotides long. RefSeq lists its product as hypothetical. The transcript is spliced from 3 exons. Lineage: Eukaryota; Fungi; Ascomycota; Dothideomycetes; Pleosporales; Pleosporaceae. Gene Ontology annotation, cellular component: nucleus; transcription repressor complex. Gene Ontology annotation, biological process: negative regulation of transcription by RNA polymerase II. The record is from RefSeq and is a predicted model, not a curated record. The annotation marks the transcript as partial. Gene Ontology annotation, molecular function: protein binding.